Pestalotiopsis fici W106-1 is the source of this 2010-nucleotide messenger RNA. RefSeq lists its product as uncharacterized. The record is from RefSeq and is a predicted model, not a curated record. NCBI's taxonomy places the organism in Eukaryota, Fungi, Ascomycota, Sordariomycetes, Amphisphaeriales, Sporocadaceae. The transcript has a single exon. Bases 1 to 2010 code for a protein of 669 amino acids.
AUGGAGAAAGUCGGGCCAGACCCCCAUGGCCUGCCUCUACUUACACGACCGAGGGACUUGCCAACAACUCAAACACGAGUCCCACAAUCUGACACGGUAGCGUGGGAUUCAUUGCCACACGAGCUCAAAUACAAGAUCUGGGAACUGCUUCUAUCCCCGAAGCAUAUGGCCACUCCCAGUAGACAAGGCGGUGCACCUUCGAAUCAUUUGCAGACCAACUACGCGACGGUGGCACGCGAGUGGCAGGCCUUCUUUGAGAAGUACAACUUUUCCAGUCUCGUAUUGCAUCAAUAUGAUCUUCCAGAUUUCAGAAGUAUACUGAACCGAGAUCGAACGGAUCGAAGACUAUCUCUUCGUAGACUCUGGCUUCACGUUGAACUUUCGUCACACCCAGGCCAAAGAUACGAGGGUUAUAGUCUCCCUGAACCUGCCCAAACCAACAGCAGCAUCUACACUUUUGCGCUGUGGGACCUCUUCACAACAUUCAAGCAGUGGGAAAACGACAUCAAAGGGUCAGGAAAAGAGCUGACACUCGCCUUGGUGUUGAGUGUCUACUCGUUGGAAUAUUGUUUUCGGCGCCCCCCAUUCCGACGCGUCCGUAUGUGCAAAGAUCUGUUGAUGCACGACCAAAUGGAACCCUUUCCCUUUUCUUUCAAUGUCCAAGGGCAGCUUGUGUCUGAUUGCGGCAUUGACUGGAGACACAUUGAAACACCUCUAGAUUCCAACCUGGUAAACAACCUCUAUCAGCACUAUCUUUGUGGCGUUGGAAACGCUUCGGAAUGGUCCUUGGACACAGAUUAUUUCUCCAUUCCAGGUGAGAUAUCAAGGCGCAGGCAGACUGCGAUGCCCCUAUCUCCCAGUACUUGGAUCCCGGAAACUACUUCUCCAUGCCCCGGAGGCGGGAUCUCAAGCAGGCAAACGGGAGACGAGACGAUGCGCGAUCUGCAUCCAUCCAUCGGUGAUGGAUUGCUCCAUUUCCCGAGUUUGGAGCCGAAUUCUUCCACCCAGUCCAUCUACUUUGGACCCUCUCGGAUCCAUGCUGAGCCCUUGCCUCUGAAAUUCGAUUUGGCCCAUGUCGGCGCAGACUCCCUUCCAAGCUUAGACUUUGUUCAUAGUCUGUGGACUCCUCGGCAGUUUGGUAAGACCAUACCCAAAUUAUCCUACGUUUUCAACGCAUUACCCAUGUUGAAAACCAUUCAGUUUGAGUCAUGGCACCUUGGCAGGGUUGGAGGCCUGAGUCAGAUCCUCACACAGCUUCCGCCACAUGUCGAGAAAGUGGUCAUGUACGAGGAUUUUGAUUGUCUAGAGUCCAACAGGAAGGAUCUGGAUAUUUACCCAAGAUUGGGCGAAAACCUACGCAUCGCAAGUUUGAAUCUUGUCGAGUUAGAGGCAUCAUUUAUAGUUGAUGCCUUUUGGUUCUUCCAGCCAUUCACUACGGAGAUCGACCGACUGAAGCCAGCAUCCGAAUGGAAGAGACUUGAGACUCUUACGCUGACAUCGAUAAAGCUAACUCGGGCUCCCGAGACUCUUACGCCGACAUCGAUAAGGCUAACUCGGGCUCCCGAGACAACACAGUUGCAGUUUUCCUCCAAACCGAGGGUCGAAACAAACAGCACUCUGCUUGUGGCUGCCGCCUAUGCAGCGCUUCAUAUGCCCAAGUUGCGUAUCAUGCAGUUGUGGUCUGACGGUACCGGCCAUGUCGGCAUUGAUGAAUAUGAGCACAAGCCUUGCAUAUUCCGCUAUACGGCCAAUUGUCACAGACAUGCACCGCUCAUAGAGUGGGUGGAUAACGAAAAGCCUGCUACGGAGUUGCCGUGGAUUGUAGCAAAGUCGUGGCAGAUGGUUGCAGACAAAUAUCGCCAUGGCGAAAUAAGGACAUUGAGCUCUACCAUGGCCCCAUACAACCAUCCAACACGUCCCUCUGUUCGGAAACAUCUGAUUACCUCUCAAGACUUGAAAGACAGUCAAUCGUGUGUGUUGUGCAACAAUUGCGGAAGGCUGGUAGGAUAA